Molecule: messenger RNA, 5395 nt
Organism: Chlamydomonas reinhardtii
Lineage: Eukaryota; Viridiplantae; Chlorophyta; Chlorophyceae; Chlamydomonadales; Chlamydomonadaceae
Exons: 5
Coding region: 309-4292 (1327 amino acids)
Source: RefSeq, a predicted model, not a curated record
CGUGGGACUGUAACAAUUGUAGCGUACACCAGUUACCAUGCGCGCUUUGGCAUGCGUCGCUGCAUUCUCAAGUGGAAGGUUGUAUCCUCAAGCUUUCUAGUCUGUGCCCAACAGAGACUCACACCUAUAAUGCGCUGCAUGCAAUAACGCAACGUUUCGGUUCACUCGCGGCGUUCUACCAAGCAAUUCAGGGCUUCCCAGCCCCUUCCCCUUUUGAGUAGCCUCCUUAGACACAUCGAAGCUGCCAUGAAUGCUACUCUGGCUUGAGGAGUGGUCAUUGUAGGACACGGCAGCGGUUAUCCGUGGCGAUGGCCACCGUGACACCUGCCCUGCCCCGCGGCGAUGUGUUCGCGGACGCCUCUGCGGCCUCCUUGGGGUUGGAUGGGCCCAAUGCCUCGGAGGACCCAUGGGGCGUGUCUGUGCCGCAGUCAGGACUCGGCCUGCUGAACGGGCUGGAUGCCCGCGCCUUUGCGGCGCUGCACUUCUGGAAGCCCGUACAGCGCCUGUCCGAGGCACAGUUCGCAGAUGAGCUGGCGGGCAAGCUGGCGGACCUGGCGGCCGAGCCGCGGCACGGCCCGCCUCCCCUCAACUACGACGUGUACGGCUACGGACUGUACGGCAGCAUGCACCGCAAGCACGUGGAGUACGGCAUGGAGCGGGCGGCGGCGCACGAACAGGAGGCGCCGUACGCCGGCCCGCUGCCGUACAGCCACAGCUGCCCGGUGGCGGCGGCGGAGGUGGCGAUGGAGAUGGAGCCGAGCGGUCUGGAUGCAGCGCUGAUGAUGCGGCGGCAGUGGGGCGGCGGCGGCGGCGGCGGCGAGGAUGAAGAGGAAGGCGGCGGCGGGCACAUGGGCACGUGGGCGGAUGGGUUGGAGUGGUACGUGCGCGCCACCUACGCCGCCGUCACCAUCCAGCGCGCCUUCCGCGCCUGGUUGGAGCAGCGGCGCCUCGCCGUCCUGGCCGGAGCCGUGGCAGUGGCGGCCGACGGCGCCGAACAGGACGUGGCGGUGCGCCGAGCCCGCAUGGCAGCAGCCGCCGCCGCGCGCGCCGCCGCCGCCGCGGCGGCGGCUGAGGCGGCGGCCGCCGCCGCCGCCGCCCGGUACGACCGGCAGCAGGGCCGCUUUGCUGGGCUGCGGCUGUUGCCGGGCGGCGGCGCCGCAGCUGGGCCGGUGGGCUUCAUGUCGUCGGCGCUGCAGCCGCAGCCUAGCAGUAGCAGUGUCGGCCAACAGCAGCAGCAGCGGCCGCACACGUCACACGGCGCCGGCAGCAGCAGCAGCAGCCGGGCCGGCUACAGCCAGCAGCAGCAGCAGCAGCCGUCGCCGCGGCGCCAGAGGCGCCCCUCCACGCCGCCGCCGGAGGCGCCGCCGCCGCGGCAGCCGCGGGCGGCGCCGGGGCCGCAGUGGCGGCUGCAGGGUGCGUACCACGCCUUGGCGCCUGCUGAGCGGCUGAGCUGGGCGGGGUCUGGGCUGGGGCCUGGGCCAGGCUCCACAGUAGGGGCUGCCGGGGCUGCCGGGGCGGCUGCGGCGGCUAGGGCGGGUCACAGGGCGCCGCCGGAAGGCAUCCCGGCGGGGCGAUGGAGCACGGGCGGCGAGGCGGCGCGGGGGCGCAGCCGCCUGCAGGCGGCGGCGGAGCUGGAGGCGGCAGUGGCGGCGGCGGCGGCAGCGACGGCGGCGGCGGAAGCGCGUGGUGGUUAUGCGUAUGGUGGUGCUCGUGCUGAUGCUGGACCUGGAGCUGGCGGUGGUGCUGGUGCGGCGGCGGCGUACGCUGCAUAUGCUGCCUACGGGCCUCACCACACCGGAGGCCAGUGGAGCACGGGCGGCGGCGUGGGCGCGCGCGCGUGGCUGCGGCCGGAGCUGGCUGGCGUGGCGGCGGUGGUGAUGGAGGAGCCCGAGCCCGAGGACAGCAGCAGCAGCGGCAGCGGCAGCGGCAGCGGCAGCGGCAGCGGCAGCGGCAGCGGCAGCGGCGGGGAAGGAGAGGGGGAGGGGGAGGGCGCGGUGGGCUGGCGGCAGCGGCGGUCGGAUCCGGGCCUGCCGGCGGCGGCGGGGGCGCAGCCGCGGGAGCUGCUUGGUCAGGCCCCGUACGAGACGGCAACGCCCCAGUCGCCGCAGCAGCCCCCCAGCACAGGUCCCGGCGGACGCGGCGGCGGUGGCGGCGGCGGCGGUGGCGCCCGGCGCUCGCGCCGCACGACCUGGACCUCUGGUGGCGGCGGCGGCGGCGGCGGCGGCGGCGGCCCGGUGCUGCUGCCGCGGCGGGCCACCCUCACGCCGCACGUGCGCGACCUCGCGUCCGAGGUGCUGGAUGGCGUUGGCGCAUCCGGUGCUGCUCCUGCGGGUGCUUCUCCUGCCGGCGCUUCUCCUUCCGGUGCUUCUGCCGGCGCCGCCGGCAGCUGGGGCGCUAUGGCGAGUGGCGCCUCGACCUCGUCCUUGGGCGGCGGCGGCUUCGGUGGCACACGUGCAGGCGGCGGCGGCGGCGGCGGCAACAGCAGCACCGCAGGGCUGCUGAUGCUGGCGACGGCUGGCAGCAGCAGUGGCGUCGGCGGCGGCGCCGGCAUGCUGCGGCCCUGGCUGUCCACGCCGGGUGGCGUCGGCGUCGGUGGCGGUGGUGGCGGCGGCGGCGGUGCGGCUGAGGCGGCGUGGCUCGCGCCGCCGGGUCCAACUGCACCCGUAUUGCCGCCGUCAGCCGGUCGUGGCAGCAGCCGCAGCAGCAGGAGCCUGGCGCCGACGUCGCCGUACGCGGCAUCCGCGGCGGCCGUGGGGCUUGGGCUGACGGCGGGCGGCAGGCGUGGCCGCUCCGUCAGUGGCUGGGUGGCGGAGACAGCGGCGGCGGCGAGGGCCGGCGGCGGCGGCGGCGGCGGCAGCGGCGGCAGUGCCAGCGUCAGCGCGAGCGGGGCGUCGAGUGAGCGGGCGAGCCCCGCUGACGGCGGCAGGCGGGCAGCGGCGGCGGCGGCGGCGGCGGCGGCGGCGGCGGCGGCGGCGGCGGCAGGGGGUCCGUUGUUGGAAUGGGGCCAGCAGCAGGGUCAGGCGGCUGGCUCGGGGGCGCGGGCGGGGGUGGUGGUGCCAGCGCUGCUGGUGGCAGCAGAGGCUGGCCGCGGCGGCGGCGGCGGCAGGUCGCGGGCUGCUGGCGGCGCCUCCUCUCGCCGGCUGCCGCGGCUGUCCGCACCGAGUGGUGGCGGCGGUGGCGGCGGCGGCGGCGGUGGCGGUGGCGGUGGCUGCAGCCGCCCGGUAACACCAGCCACUCCAGUGACCACCCCGUCUGCAGCCACUGCCGCCGCACUUGCGGCGGCGGCAGCUCGCAGCAGCGCUGUGUCCGCAUCCGGAGCUUCCCUGGCGGCGGCGGCGGCGCCGCCGCCGCAGCCCGCCGCACACGCACAUGGCAGCAGGUCAAGUGGUAGCGGUCAGCAGCAGCUGCCGCAGUCGCCGUACACGGCGGCGUUGCAGCAGCGGCGCUUCAGCAUCAGCGGCGGCGGCGCGGCGCCAGCAGCGGGGGCAGCGGCAGCAGCGGGCGGUGUCGGGGGCGGCGGUCCCGGGCCCUCCUACCCCAUGCUACUGCCGUCAGCCGACCUGCUACUGCCAACGCCACUCCGCUUUGGCGGCACCUUCACCACCACUGGUGCGGCGCUUGGCAGCAGCGCCGUCGCCGCGACACCGCAUCAGCAGCUGCAGCAGCAGCUGCUGCAGCCGUGGCCGCAGCCGAGGCCGCAAACGGCCGACGCGUCUGCUCCAUACACCCCGCUUCCGUCGCCUAACCUGCAUGUGUCCGCCGCUGCGUUUACGGCGGCGGCGGCGGCGGCACCAUCGCAGGAUGCCGCCAACACCGCCGCCGGCGGGGCUUUCAUGUACACGGUUUCUGCCGCAGCUGCCGCAGCAGCUGCUACUGCUGCCACUGCUGCUACUGCUGCCACUGCUGCUACUGCUGCUACUGCUGCCGUGGAGGAGUCCAUGGAACCACCAGCAGCAGGCGCCACAGCCAGCGGCGGCGCACGCAGCCUUGCGGCACUGGCGGGCUCUGCGGCGGUGUCGAGUCUGCGGCUGUGGCAUGAGGAGGCCCCGCCUGGCCAUGGCGGCGGCGGCGGCGGUGGCGGCGGCGGCGGCAGCGGCGGCAGUUUGCUGCGGCCCACGCCUUCCUCACCCGCCGCCACAGCCGCAGCUGCAGGCUCUGCAGGACAGGGCCCAGUGUCCGCCCCACCGCCGGCUGCGUCCCCGCCGCCGCCGCCUCGGGUUCGUAGCAUACGCCUUGCGCCGCUCGCUGGCGUUCCAGCAGCACCACCAACAGGGCUGGAGCCGCCGCCGUAAGCUUUACCUGCCGCUGCUGCUGCUGCCGACACCGUGGCAGUGGCAGCAGCCGUCAAUGCUGCUGCUGGCGGCAGCAGCUGCUGGGCGGCGGUCUAGCAGUAUCAUCAGGCGCCGUUGCCGCCGUCGGCCUGGCGAAGGCGCCGGCGACGGCACUGGCGCUGCAGCAGCAGUGUGCUGCGGAAGGCACGUCGCACGUCGUCAUCGGCGGGCGCGACUUGAGGUAGUUUGGACUCAAUCAUCAGGUCGAACAAUAAGGGCCGAGCGAUGAAACAGCGGUGAGGCGCACAUGUUCGACGGUUCUGUUUGCGCGCGAGAGAGCGCGAGAGCGAGCAGAAGGGUAGCUAGGCAGGGGCGUAAAGUGCGUGGCUGAAGUGCCUGCACUGGCACUAGCUUAGUCUGUGCUGAUGAGUUGAAGUAAUGCAGCAGGCGGCCCCUCCCCGCCCGGGCAGUUGAACAAGCUGCAUCCAGCUGCUUGCAGAUACGGUGAACAUAUAUACAUGCACACAUGAGCACAUACGUACAUAUGUACACACACACGUGUCAUGUAUAUGCGGACUGCUUCACAGUGUCUGUGUGUGCACACGGCGUUUGAGGGCGAGGGAGCGUGAACACGUAUGUACGUAGUUGUCGCGGAUCUGGAAGCGACAGGAACUGGCUGCGAGCUGGAUGUGGUUGCGACGCGGGCACACGCCGCCGCGCAAUGCAUGCAUGGGAAACACGGGAUCACGCACGUGAGCUGAGGGGUCUACCGGUCGGUAGCAGUUGGCGUAUCCAGCUCCGGUAUCUCUGAAGGUGCAGGCCGCGGACGGCGGGGCAGUGUGGGCGCGUGGCAGUGGGUGCGACCAGGUGUACGGCACGGCACACAAUAGUUAUGCGUGGUACCAGCUGCAGGGAAGUGCAUUAGCGAUAGAGGCUGUGGUAGCUGCGUAUUGUAGCUCUAUGGCUGCCUGGCUGGCGUGUGUGCACCACAGCCUUACAUGACUGACUGCCCGCACCCACAGAAAACAUAUUCACAUGUGCAGGGUACGAAGCCAGAUAAAAGGGGCAGCAGACACAACCACACAAACCUGCCCCCAACGACACGCUGGUAACUUAAUUGUCUA